Miscanthus lutarioriparius is the source of this 327-nucleotide messenger RNA. The record is from the annotation of a GenBank genome assembly. Lineage: Eukaryota; Viridiplantae; Streptophyta; Magnoliopsida; Poales; Poaceae.
AUGGCGAGGGCGGCCUGGGCCGCUUGGCUGCUCGUCCUCAUGUGCUUCGUCGCUUGGACCCUGUGGCAAAUCUUGGUCGCCAAGGUCACCGACGCGAAUGAUGGUGGGCGAUACACUGAAUCUUGCCUUGUCUCUGAUCGCAUUUCUGCCUUCCCUUAUGUCCUUCUCAUGUUUCUUGUUUGCUGCGCGGCUUCCUUCUAUGGCCGCCCUGGAUUUGUUUGGGCCAGGAGCUCCGGAUUUCGCUUUGCUGCGGCAUUGGGUGUAUGGUUUCAGUUUGGUUGCUGCUCUGCAGGUUCCAUUCCAUCAUCUGAAUCUCGUGUAGCCUGA